UUUUGCAGCUGAAAGCACAGCUGGGGACAGAUGAUGGCAAGCACACCUUUGUUCUCAAAACCCCUAAGGGUACAAGGGACUACAACCCCAAACAGAUGGCAAUCCGCGAAAAGGUGUUCAGUACCAUCAUCGGCUGCUUCAAACGCCAUGGUGCUGAGACUAUCGACACGCCUGUCUUUGAGUUAAAGGAAACUCUAACUGGAAAAUACGGUGAAGACUCCAAGCUCAUCUAUGACCUGAAAGACCAGGGUGGUGAGCUGCUGUCCUUGCGCUAUGAUUUAACUGUUCCUUUUGCGCGCUAUCUGGCAAUGAAUAAAAUAACGAACAUCAAGAGAUAUCACAUUGCAAAGGUUUAUAGGAGAGACAAUCCUGCCAUGACCAGAGGACGAUACAGAGAGUUCUACCAGUGCGACUUUGACAUUGCGGGCCAGUACGAUCCCAUGAUACCAGAUGCUGAAUGCUUGAAAAUUGUUCAUGAAAUUUUGAGUGAACUGCAACUGGGGGAUUUCCGCAUUAAGGUUAAUGACAGGAGGAUUUUAGAUGGUCUGUUUGCAGUCUGUGGAGUGCCUGAUGACAAGUUCAGAACCGUUUGCUCAACUGUUGAUAAGCUGGAUAAGGUGCCCUGGGAAGAGGUGAAGAAUGAGAUGGUUAAUGAGAAGGGUUUGGCUGUAGAGGCUGCUGACCAGAUUGGAGAAUAUGUCAGCAUGCAUGGAGGUCUUGAUUUGGCAGAAAAACUGCUUCAAGACCCAAAGCUUUCUCAAAGCCAGUCUGCCCGUGAUGGGCUCACUGACAUGAAGCAGCUCUUCAAAUACCUGGAGCUCUUCAAAGUCACUGAUAAGGUGGUGUUUGACCUGAGCCUGGCUCGUGGCCUGGAUUACUACACAGGGGUUAUUUACGAGGCCGUUCUAGUACAGGCUGAUCCAGUGCUCCAGAAGCAGCAGGAAAACAACGCCUCAGAAGAGCCAACCAGCGUGGGCAGUGUCGCUGGGGGAGGACGCUAUGAUGGCCUGGUGGGGAUGUUCGAUCCCAAAGGCAGGAAGGUCCCUUGUGUGGGAGUCAGUAUUGGAAUAGAAAGAGUCUUCUCCAUCUUGGAACAGAAGGCUGAGGCCUCAGCAGAGAAGGUCCGUACCACAGAGACACAAGUCCUGGUAGCUUCAGCACAGAAGAAUCUGCUGGAGGAAAGACUAAAGCUCACAGCAGAACUCUGGGAUGCUGGAAUAAAGGCAGAAGUCAUGUAUAAGAAGAAUCCAAAACUGCUGAGCCAGCUGCAACACUGUGAAGAAGCGGGAAUCCCGCUUGUUGCUAUAAUUGGAGAGCAGGAACUAAAGGAUGGGGUUGUGAAGCUCCGAAACGUAGCUACCAGGGAAGAGGUUGAUGUGAGCAGAAGUGACCUAGUGGAAGAAAUAAAGAAGAAAACUAGUGAGUUCUAGAGCUGUCCAAUGUCACAUACUGCCCACCUUCCACAUCUGGAUUUUACAGUUUUGUCAUCUGGGGAAGCGGCUGUCACAGACCUUGACCUGUGUAAUGCAAAAUAUGGAAAUGUAAAAAAAAACUUGUAGAUGUCCUGUAUUUAUAUAAUCCAAAGGAAAAAAUAUUAUGAUCUCAUUGCAUUCCAGCUAUUUGACUUGCCAAACUCACAGCACUGCAAAGGGUAAUUUGCUUUUGGAGGCUGCCUAGGUCAUUCUCAUAAAUAAAAUGUUUGUCCCAUU
Lepisosteus oculatus (spotted gar) is the source of this 1709-nucleotide messenger RNA. Lineage: Eukaryota; Metazoa; Chordata; Actinopteri; Semionotiformes; Lepisosteidae. The record is from RefSeq and is a predicted model, not a curated record.